AUGCCGCCGGCACUGUCCGUUCGCUACUUUAGUACCGAGAGAGUUGAAGCCUGCUCCAUUGCGGACACCAUCCACGGCGACCAACAGCAUCCGUACUGGGCGCUGGGGAUCUACUCGUACUCGUACUGUACGUCUUCGAAGUCCGGGUGCGAAAGUACGGAUACAAUGCGGAUCGAGAAUGAGAAGCCGCGCCCACAUUUGCCGCCUGGACAGCGAACACUCGCACUUGAAUGGCGCGAAGCCGACAUGCCAUUUCUGCACGUUCAGUCAGCCCACGUCGAUGCCCCCGUGGGCGUGGGCACUGUCGACCACUGGCAUGUCGAGGCGUCACUGGCGGCAAGCGCCUUUUCCAAGCGCCGGGAAGCAGUGACACUACUCUCCUUGGGCUAG
Exophiala spinifera is the source of this 390-nucleotide messenger RNA. RefSeq lists its product as uncharacterized. Lineage: Eukaryota; Fungi; Ascomycota; Eurotiomycetes; Chaetothyriales; Herpotrichiellaceae. Bases 1 to 390 code for a protein of 129 amino acids. The record is from RefSeq and is a predicted model, not a curated record. The transcript has a single exon.